Messenger RNA from Manduca sexta (tobacco hornworm), 1115 nucleotides. Its product is annotated as modular serine protease. The transcript is spliced from 6 exons. Gene Ontology annotation, biological process: proteolysis. The coding region runs from base 96 to 1055 and encodes 319 amino acids. NCBI's taxonomy places the organism in Eukaryota, Metazoa, Arthropoda, Insecta, Lepidoptera, Sphingidae. The record is from RefSeq and is a predicted model, not a curated record. Gene Ontology annotation, molecular function: serine-type endopeptidase activity.
UAUAUUCAUGUUUGGCCUUUAAGUUGAUUCAGUCCAGCGUGGUUGGUAGCUCGGUGCUCUCUUCACAAACCAAACGUGCGCAUUAAUUAAACGACAUGAGACGUCUACAAUUAUUACUCGUCCUGUAUUUAUGCGUUGGCACGUUUGGCAAAGCGAGGAUAAGUAAUGGUCUCAUUGUACCAUCGGGCAUGGCCCCGUGGCACGCGGGGCUAUACACGAAGACCUCGACUCCGUACAAGCAGAUAUGCGGCGGCACCGUCAUCGCCAAGAACGUCGUCGUGACAGCCGCACAUUGUAUCACUCAGGACCCUAAUGACAAUAUGCCCGCUGCGUCGCAAUUCGCAGUAGCGGCUGGCAAAAUAUAUCGCCCGUGGAACGAUAUUCACGACGUUGGAGCUCAAAAAUCAAACGUAAGUGAAAUAAAGAUUCCACCACGUUACCAAGGUGCCUUGGCCAACUUCCAAGACGACAUCGCCCUUCUGAUACUCGUUAAUGAGUUUAGAUACAAUGAGUACGUGCAGGCGGCCUGUAUAAAUUUUUCUGCUGAUUUCGACGAAGAGCAACUCGAGGAAGGAAAGUCUGGAAAGGUGGUGGGCUGGGGUCUGACGGACGAGAACUCUCCGAGGUCUCAAGUGCUUCAAGCGGCCACAUUGCCGUGCGUCAAUAUCAACAAGUGCAUAGCACAGAGCCCUUUGAGCUUCAAGAGCUCCAUCACCGGCGACAAGAUCUGCGCCGGGUAUACCAACGGCACUGCGGUGUGUCGCGGCGACAGCGGCGGGGGGCUCGUCUUCUCCUCCAAGGUUGACGGCUUCGUGCGAUUCUUCCUUCGAGGCAUCGCCUCCACGUCUCCCGUCACAGAGAACAUGUGUAACAUCUACACCUGGGCUACCUUCACCCACCUGCUCCGACACGAGCACUUCGUGAAGGCCUACGUACCCGACGUGGAAGAGUUUUGCGCACCACGAUUUAAUGACGCAUUCCAGUUCCGUCUUACCGGCUCAGAUCGGCGUCCAAAGAACAAUAUAUGUCCUUGUACAUGCCCAGAGACAGAGUAAUUUGUCGUGGUGUCUCUAUAACUGAUUCAUCUUAUUAAAGGCUAACGUUUUGUUGGAUUA